Molecule: messenger RNA, 843 nt
Organism: Didymosphaeria variabile
Lineage: Eukaryota; Fungi; Ascomycota; Dothideomycetes; Pleosporales; Didymosphaeriaceae
Exons: 1
Coding region: 1-843 (280 amino acids)
Biological process (GO): regulation of translational initiation
Cellular component (GO): cytoplasm
Molecular function (GO): protein binding
Source: RefSeq, a predicted model, not a curated record
AUGUUCACCAACGAUGCCAUCCAGGAUGAGGUUAUCUCCAUAAACUCGAUAUUCGAGGAGGACACUCUGAGGGUACUAAGUGAAGACUCGACGCUCUGCAGCUUACGCCUCCCGUCUCUGCCAGAUAUCACGUUACGAAUCGAGUUCCCCCAGGACUAUCCUGAUGCCCCUCCAUCAAUCUUAGGAACGGAAAGUGUUGGGCAAGAUGCUCCUAAGGGCAUGGGAAGCAAGGUCGUCGAUGUGGUUCGGGAGGUGCUUGCGCGAGUCUACAACCCUGGUGAGGCCUGCAUCUACGAUCUUCUCGAGGAGGUACGCGAAGCCAUCGAAAAAGCAGAAGCGGAUAGAUGCAUUCAGCGAGACAGGCAAGACGAACCCGAACCCCCAGCAGAAAUACCACAGGAUCUUACCCCAGACUUAGGGCCCGAACCGCCCUGGAUCAUCGCCCCUCUGAUCACGGAGAAGAAGUCUGUUUUCCUCGCCCGUGUGGCUCCAGUUUCGUCUCCCGACCAGGCAAAGCACUAUGUUGCACACCUGUUGGCGACAGACAAGAAGGCCGCCAAAGCUACACAUAAUAUGACUGCCUGGCGUAUCAAAGGACCGAAUGAUACCAGCUACCAGGAUUGCGACGAUGACGGUGAGACGGCCGCUGGCGGGAGGAUGCUGCACCUCAUGCAGUUGAUGGACGUAUGGAAUGUUAUGGUUGUCGUAACGAGAUGGUAUGGCGGAACUCAUUUGGGGCCUGAUCGGUUCCGUAUCAUCAAUACAGCAUCCCGUGAGGCAUUAGUGCUGGGCGGAUUUGCAAAAGAUGCCAAAGAGGAGAACAAGAAAAAGGGCAAAAAGUAG